CAGCAGGAAGACAUCAUGGAGGUCACAGCGCUCUGCAGCCGACUGCUGACCUGUGUUUUCAUUCUGUAUGGUGCUCAUACUCAGAAGAGCUCUACGCGAAACAACGACGCAGGUUUGCAAAUGAUUGCAGAGAGACUGCAGCUCUUUGAAUACACACCCUUCUCUUUUCUCUGUGAGGGUCCUGGCUCUGCUCUGAGAGGGUUUAGGAACAACAAUGAGUUAAUUAAGGAUUGUUAUAAUAUUGCUUCAUCAACACUGAACUGCACCAUUAAAUCAGCCUAUGAUUCAGACAGUGGAGUUUACUGGUGUGAGGAUGAGAAAGGAGAGAAGAGCAACUCCGUCAACAUCACCGUCGCCGGUGGCUCUGUGAUCCUGGAGAGUCCUGUGCUUCCUGUGAUGGAGGGAGAAUCUGUGACUCUGAGCUGCAGAAACAAGACGACCACUUCCUCCAUCCUGUCAGCUGACUUCUAUAAAGAUGGCCGCCUCAUCAGGAGCAGCCAUACAGGAAUCAUCACCAUCCAACAUGUUGAUAAAUCUGAUGAAGGACUCUACAAGUGCAGCAUCUCUGAAGGUGGAGAAUCACCAGAGAGCUGGCUGACUGUCAGAGCUGGCUCUGUGAUCCUGGAGAGUCCUCUCCUCCCUGUGAGAGACGGAGAAUCUGUGACUCUGAGCUGCAGAAACCAGAUCUCCAUCCUGUCAGCUGAUUUCUAUAAAGAUGGCCGCCUCAUCAGGAGCAGCUCCACAGGAAACAUCACCAUCCAAAGAGUCUCUAAAUCUGAUGAAGGACUCUACAAGUGCAGCAUCUCUGAAGCUGUUCACAGAGAGACGUGUCCCUCCUCAGAUCACUCCCUUCACGUCCUCCUCGUCUUAAGGACUGUGUUCACCGUAGUGAUGGUGGUUCUGCUGCUGCUGCUGGUGGGACUGCUGCAUUGUGGGAAACUCAGGGUCACACAGAAAUAACUCAUGUACAAAGAUCAGAGUUUGGUCAUCAAGACAAAGAACACCACGAGCUGAGGACAUAGACUUUCUCACACUCAAGACAAAGUUAAAAACCACAGAGAUACUGACUGACGCAUGCAUUUAUUUUAAAAGGCGAGCUGAGGGUAUGUUGUUCUGAGUUUUAUUUUAGACUCCAGAUACUUUCAGCUUCUCAGACACAACCCACCCAACAUAUUUUUUAUAUGAAUGUAUGUGAAUAUAUAGAAGAAGCUUUCAAGAAGCUUUUGUAGAAACAGCAAAACAUUCUCAGUUUCAUGGCGUAACUUGAACGUAUAUAACAUAAUGAUGUGGGUUGAACAUGAUCAUUCCUGCAAGCAUAGUAGCAUUAUAGCUCAAAGGACAGCUGUGCAGCCUCACAUAGUUGCUAACUUAACUGUAGAAACUGUAGACAUUUGUUAAAAAGCAACAACAGACUUAUCUUUACUGUUUAUUUAAUACAAAUACUCAACUAUAUAUUUUUUAUAAAUUGUAAGUAGCACCCCAUGUGACAUGUAUUAAAAACAUACAUGGAAGUUGGUAUUUCCCAAAGUGAAUAUUAUCAAAGCUGCACAUCAGCUUCUGAACCUAUCAAUACAAAACACAAUUUCAAACAUUUCCAUUUCUGAGAUUUCUAAAUUAUAAUUUUUUAACGAAAAGAGUAGAUUUUCAGUAAAAUAUAAAAGCAGUGGCCAUCAAUCAGAGGAAGAUCUGUUUACCACAAAACAUGUUUUAAAUUGUUGAAUAUCAGAAUAAUAAAAGUGUGUCUGUAAAUGGUUGAUCUCCUCGUCUUCACUGAGCGUCACAGCAACCUGUGUUUGGGCAGGAAGUCAUGCUGUUCCUGUUUAUAAUGUUUAUAAUGAGGAACUUUCUCUCAUGACUCAUCUCAUCUCAAUUUGAGCUACUUCCUGAAACUCCUGCUUUAUGUGUUUUUUCAAUUGAGAGUUUAUUUGAAACUUCUAAUAAAAGUGGAGUAAGAUCAACAGAGCAGAACAGAGGAGGUUCAUUAUUCUGUUUAAGUGGAUUACAUACAGCGUUCAUAUUGCAUCUUUCCAGUGUGGCUGAA
Messenger RNA from Trematomus bernacchii (emerald rockcod), 2041 nucleotides. Its product is annotated as low affinity immunoglobulin gamma Fc region receptor II-like. The record is from RefSeq and is a predicted model, not a curated record. Lineage: Eukaryota; Metazoa; Chordata; Actinopteri; Perciformes; Nototheniidae. Gene Ontology annotation, biological process: cell surface receptor signaling pathway. Gene Ontology annotation, molecular function: transmembrane signaling receptor activity. The transcript is spliced from 6 exons. Bases 16 to 960 code for a protein of 314 amino acids.